CGAGCAGAGUGAUAUGAUUGACGGUGGCGAGCUAGUGGAUGUCUGAAAAAAUAAUUCAAAAGCAGUUGCAAGAAAUAUUUGAAAUUUUGUGUAAAAAUCAUUUUCGGCAUGGACGAUAACGAAGAGUUAGAAUACGUGGAGGAGGAUUACUAUGCUUUUCUCAAUGUUCCGCACAAUGCCUCACCGGAGGAAAUAAGUACCGCUUAUAGGAGUCUUAGCCGAAUUUACCACCCGGACAAGCAUGUCGAUGUGCGUAACAAAGAGAAAGCGGAGAUGAUGUUCAACCGAACGAAAAAGGCGUAUGAAGUUCUUUCGGAUCCGCAUCAGCGAGCGAUUUACGACUCGCUGGGGAACAAGGGUCUACAAACGGAAGGAUGGGAACUUAUUCACCGAACCAGAACACCGGCUGAAAUUCGAGAAGAAUACGAGCGGUUGGCACGGGAACGAGAAGAGCGUCGAUUGCAACAGAAGACGAAUCCGCGAGGAAACAUAACGGUUCAAAUCAAUGCGACCGAUGUUUUCAGCAAGUACGAAGGAGACUACGACGAUGGGGGAUUAUUCCCAGUGAUCGAAGUGUCGGGGAUGAGCAUGUCACAAUCGAUUGAGGCUCCUCUCUCCAGGACGGACACUGCCACGCUUUCCGGCAAUCUACACCUGCAAAAUGGGGUAGGCAGCGGAAACUUUCUGCUUUCUGGACGAAGGCUUAUCCAUAAGGGCUGGUUUGAGGUGGAUUGUGGAGCAGGGAGCGGGCCGGUGUUGGGCGUUAAAGGUUCAAGAAAUUUAACAAAUCGGCUCUUCCUAAACGGGGGAACGACGGUCAAUUUUAGACAAAACGCUAUUAUCCCGGGAAUUGCUGGAACAUUGGCUAUCCAGCUAGAUAAACAUACGGUCGGGUAUUUGACAUACAACGCUGGUCUACAGAGCUCAAUGUCCACUACAAUCGAGCAUAACACGGAUAAGUAUCAUUACAAUUUAAGUGCCACUCUCGGGAUUCCACACUGUUAUCUUACUGCCAGUUAUACUCGAAAACUCGUCGAACAGGAACUGAAACUGAGAGUAGCUUUGAAGGGAGGUACAUUCGGAUUUCUAGCAGAAUAUGGGGCAGAGAAAAAGGUAUCCAAGUAUAGUUCCGUGGUGGCAACUGUCAGCGUGGGAGUGCCCACGGGCGUUACCUUGAAAGUUAAAAUUAUUCGUUCAACGCAGACGUACCUUUUUCCAAUUCAUUUGAGCGAAGAAAUCAUUCCGGCGGCAGUUUUCUACGCCACUAUUACUCCGCUGGUAACGUACUUUGUGCUGAAGAAGGUCAUUAUUGAUCCGAUGAACCUGGCUGCGAAGCAGCGAAAUAUUGAGAAGAUCAAGGAAAUCAAUCGCACAAGGAUGUCAGAAAAGCGUCGGGAAGCUGAAUCUGCGAUUGCUCUAAUGGGUGCUAUGUACGAACGUAUUCGUAACGACGAGCAGAAGCGUAAAGGGCUAAUCAUAGUCUCUGCACUUUACGGAAAAUUUGGACGGGAUGAAAAUGUGUCGGUCGAGCAGCACGAUGAAAUGGGUUUUAUUCAGCAUAACCCAGAUGUGAUUGAUGUCAAAAUUCCCCUUCAGUGCCUGGUGAAAGAUUCACGAUUGAUGCUGUACGGAUCUACGAAGAGUGAACUACCCGGAUUCUACGAUCCCUGUUACGGAGAAGACAAACUAUUACGAAUUGACUAUGAGUAUCAGAACCGGUCUUUUAGUAUCAGUGUGGCUGACAAUGAAGAUAUUAGGAUACCUGAAAAUGCAAACGGCAGCCAAACACAAAACUAAACCAAAAUACCUGCUAAGUUCAUUUCAAGCUAGAACCUUGCUAAGAAGGUUGAAAACCGAGUGUUAUUGUGUAGCACAAAAACUACGAGGAUAUUUCACCAUUAAUUUGUUAUAGCUGCUUAGUUUAUUCAACUGCCUAAAAACAUGUUACCAAAUAGAAUGAAACAUUCCGGCAUUUCUACUUCGAACAUCCUUUUCCAGGUCUUCAAACAGAUGCAUUUAGUAUCUAACGCACCACAGGGGUCUGAUAUUUGGUAUAAGAGUUUCAGCCAUCUGGGCUUCUGUUAAAAAGUCGAUUUUCAGAGUGAUUGCAUAACCUUUUAUAGGAGAAUAAUAAAAUGGUUGAUAUGGG
This is a messenger RNA of Topomyia yanbarensis, 2149 nucleotides long. Its product is annotated as dnaJ homolog subfamily C member 11. Lineage: Eukaryota; Metazoa; Arthropoda; Insecta; Diptera; Culicidae. Gene Ontology annotation, biological process: cristae formation. The record is from RefSeq and is a predicted model, not a curated record. The transcript has 8 exons. Bases 109 to 1797 code for a protein of 562 amino acids.